UCGCACGCUGCUCUGGACGUGCCUGAGGCGCAGGGUCGGAGCUGGGGUUGCUCUUGCGGCGCUGAGCCCCAGGUGGGCAGAGAGGGGCUGUCAGGAGGGCGGACCGUGGCGCUCCUGUACCGCUGCUGCUUUUGCGGUGAAGACCACCCGCGGCAGGGCAGCAUCCUCUACAGCUUGCUCACGAGCGCAAAGCAAUCGCACGUGGCUCCUAGGGCGCCCGAGGCACGGCCUAGAGGCGCGUGGUGGGAGCGCGCCUACUGCGCGCAGCGGCUGGGGUGUAGAGAGGGGCUACCGGGCGGGCGGGCAGUGACAUUCUUGUGUCGCUGCUGCUUUUGCGAUGACCACCUGCCGCGGGGCAGCAUCCUCUACAGCAUGCCCAGGAGCUCAAAUCAAACGCCUGUUCCAGAGGAGCAACCGAGGGCCCCCUGGUGGGACAUCUGUGGCGCGCAUCAGCCAGUAGCCCUCAAGAAUCCACAGGUGGUCUGCGAGGCAGCCUCUGCCGGCCUGUUGAAGACGAUGCGCUUCGUCAAGUACUUGCCCUGCUUCCAGGUGCUGCCUCUGGACCAGCAGCUGGUGUUGGUGCGCAGCUGCUGGGCGCCCCUGCUCAUGCUCGAGCUGGCCCAGGACCGCUUGCACUUUGAGACGGUGGAGAUCUCGGAGCCCAGCAUGCUACAGAGGAUCCUCACCACCAGGCGGCGGGAGACCGCGGGCGAGGAGCUAUCGCCCCUGCCCACGAUGCAGCCACAUUUGACAUCGCCACUGGGGGCCAGGCAGUUGCCUUCAGCCGCCGACAUCCAUGCUAUCAAGAGCUUCCUUGCCAAAUGUUGGAGUUUGGACAUCAGUACCAAAGAGUACGCCUACCUCAAAGGGACCGUGCUCUUUAACCCAGACCUGCCAGGCCUGCAGUGCAUCAAGUACAUUCAGGGACUUCAGUGGGGAACUCAGCAGAUCCUCAAUGAACACAUCAGGAUGACGCGCAGAGGGUACCAGGCCAGAUUCGCUGAACUGAAUAGUGCCCUUUUCCUGCUAAGAUUCAUCAAUGCCAAUGUCAUUGUUGAACUCUUCUUCAGGCCCAUCAUUGGCACAGUCAGCAUGGAUGAUAUGAUGCUGGAAAUGCUCUGUGCAAAGUUGUGAAGACCCGUGGGCCACAGAAGUACACUGAACCAGGAAGGAAGGAUAAAGAGUCAUGGGCAGAAGAGUGUCAAAUAUUGUAAAAUAAACUUUCUUAUUGUUUUUACCUGCAUAGUAUUUUUGUAGUCAAUGAAAGAAAUACUUUAGUUAUAACUUAACAAUCAUCUGUUCCAUCCUGUUUCAUUGUGAGAGGAUAACAUACCUCUGUGCAUCUUUAAGGGAAGAACAGGAUGCUAUAUACAGGGUCUUCAAAAAGUUCAUGAAAAAUGUGUAUUAGGAAACAUGAUGUGUGGAUUCCAAUGUUUUAUAUCAAAAUAAACUGGUAUUUCGACUCAAUUUUUCCAUGAACAUUUUUGAAGUUCUCUCAUACCAAUAAGCUAUUUUCAUAAAUUUGGCAAC
This is a messenger RNA of Tupaia belangeri chinensis (Chinese tree shrew), 1530 nucleotides long. It is a transcript of the gene NR0B1, whose product is annotated as nuclear receptor subfamily 0 group B member 1. Gene Ontology annotation, molecular function: transcription factor binding; transcription corepressor activity. Gene Ontology annotation, biological process: spermatogenesis; male gonad development; negative regulation of transcription by RNA polymerase II. NCBI's taxonomy places the organism in Eukaryota, Metazoa, Chordata, Mammalia, Scandentia, Tupaiidae. The annotation marks the transcript as partial. The record is from RefSeq and is a predicted model, not a curated record. Gene Ontology annotation, cellular component: nucleus; cytoplasm. The transcript is spliced from 2 exons.